CACAGUGAGUCAGGAUUUCAAGAGAAAUGAAACUCUUCUUUUUUUUUACACUAUGUUUGCGUUCUCUUCAGUCAGUGAAGUACCCACCUCAGUUCUGUAUUUUACGCUCUAGGCUAGUUACCGCACACAACUUGGUUAGCUGUAGAUCAGACACAAUGUCGAGUAAAAUGACAGCCUCUAUCUCAUUGGAACAGGACCUCUUCAACUGUCCCAUCUGUCUAGACCUGCUGAAAGAUCCGGUGACUAUGCCUUGUGGACACAGUCACUGUAUGGGCUGUAUCCAGGGCUUAUGGGAGCAGGAGGACCAGAUGGGAGGUCAGAUCUGCCCCCAGUGCAAAGAAAGUCUUACACAACCUUGGCCCACUCUGAACCGAAAUACUAUUCUGGCGGAAAUGUUGGCGAAACUGAAGAAGACAGAACUCCAAGCUGCUCCUCUUACAGAAGAUGUGGUUGCAUGUGACUUCUGCACUAGAGGAGCGAACCAAGCUGUCAAGUCCUGCCUGGUGUGUCUGGCCUCGUACUGUGAGACUCACCUAAAGCCCCACUAUGAAAACCCUUCCUUUGGAGGGCACAAACUGUUGGAUGCCACCCGACGAUUACAGGAACGGGUUUGCUCAACUCAUCACAAACUGCUGGAGGUUUACUGCAGAACCGACAAACUGUGUGUGUGUGUGAGUUGUGCACUGUACGAUCACAAAGGCCAUGUCACCGUCCCUGCAUCAGAUGAAAGAAUGGAGAAGCAGAAAGAGACAGAAGCCACAAGAGGAUCAUGUCGACUGAAAGUCAAGGAAAAGGAAGAGGAGGUGGAGCACCUGAGGGGAGCUUUGAUGUCGUUUAAGGGUCUAAAUCACUAUAUUCCUUUCGAUCAGCGCUCUGCAAGGGAAGCUGUUCUGGACAGCACCAGGACCCUCUCAGAGCUGAAAGUAUACCUGGAGCGGAGGGGCAACGAGGUGAAGGAGCUGAUCAGGGCUCAGGAGAAGGUGGAGGUGAACCGGGCGGAGGCCCAACUGCAGCGUCUGGAGCAGGAGAUUAUUGCGCUGAAGAAGAGAGACUCUGAGCUGAAGAAACUCACACUGACCCAAGAUGACGCAUACUUCCUUCAGCACUACCAAGACCCCAGUAGCUCUCCUGUAUCUGAAGACCUGCCGAGCGUCAACAUUGACCCGCUGUGUGGUUUUGGGACAGUGAAGAGAGCUUAUACUCAUUUCAAGGAGCAGUUGGAAUGCUUCUGUGAUGGAGGAAUGAAGAGGAUAUUGAACACAGUAAAAGCCAUCCAUAUGCUUCAGUCACCAAAGCCCAGCCAAUCUCCAAAGACAAUUGGUCAAGCCAAUGGGAGCCCCCCAGCCUUCAAGCCCGCCCUGGUAAUGGGGGAACCUGCAGUAACCUGUGACACUCCCCUUUCCCUCUGUACAAAGUCCUCUAUCUUGAAGUGCUCUUCCAUGAGCAAACCUCCAACUGGCACAGCAAUCCUAUUUCCCAAAAAAGGGCCAUCAAAUGUCACUAAACCUGCUGCUAGAGUAGAGGCCCUCCUCACCAAACCCUUGUCCACCACUGACAACCUUCUCUUGACCAAAUCGGCAUCUAAUAUGAACAUCAAUCCUCUGCUUACUAAAUCCUUAUCUAACACUGAAGGGUUCACCAAACCUGGAGCUGGUAUAGCAGUCCUUAACACUGAACCUGCUCCUACAACAAGUAGCAGCAUUUUCAAGUGUCCUGUCGGUGUUUGUGGUAAGCCUGCAGUUGACGUGGAUGAUUUUUGUAACGCAGCAUUAAACACUGACAGCGGUCCUUUCACCAAACUAUCUGACAACAUUAGUAGGGAAAAGCCAAGCACAUGUUUCCCAUUUGGCAAGCCUAAAUGUAACGCAGGCUCAUCCCUCUUUGGCAAGCCUGAAUCUAACACAAGUUCACCCUUCUUUGGCAAGCCUGCAUCUAACACAGGUUCACCCCUCUUUGGCAAGCCAGAAUCUAGCACAGGUUCACCCCUCUUUGGCAAGCCUGAAUCUAUCACAAGAUUCUCAUUUGGCAAGCCGGAAUCUAGCACAGGUUCACCCCUCUUUGGCAAGCCUGAAUCUAAAACAGGUUCACCCCUCUUUGGCAAGCCUGAAUCUAAAACAGUAUUCUCAUUUGGCAAGCCUGAAUCUAACACAGGUUUAUCCCUCUUUGGCAAGCCUGAAUCUAACACAGGUUUAUCCCUCUUUGGCAAGCCUGAAUCUAUCACAGGUUUAUCCCUCUUUGGCAAGCCUGAAUCUAACACAGGUUCACCCCUCUUUGGCAAGCCUGAAUCUAAAACAGGUUCACCCCUCUUUGGCAAGCCUGAAUCUAUCACAGGUUUAUCCCUCUUUGGCAAGCCUGAAUCUAACACAGGUUCACCCCUCUUUGGCAAGCCUGCAUCUAUCACAGGUUUAUCCCUCUUUGGCAAGCCAGAAUCUAGCACAGGUUCACCCCUCUUUGGCAAGCCUGAAUCUAACACAGGUUUAUCCCUCUUUGGCAAGCCUGAAUCUAACACAGGUUCACCCCUCUUUGGCAAGCCUGAAUCUAUCACAGGUUUAUCCCUCUUUGGCAAGCCAGAAUCUAGCACAGGUUCACCCCUCUUUGGCAAGCCUGAAUCUAACACAGGUUUAUCCCUCUUUGGCAAGCCUGAAUCUAACACAGGUUCCCCCCUCUUUGGCAAGCCUGAAUCUAACACAGGUUUAUCCCUCUUUGGCAAGCCAGAAUCUAGCACAGGUUUAUCCCUCUUUGGCAAGCCAGAAUCUAGCACAGGUUUAUCCCUCUUUGGCAAGCCAGAAUCUAGCACAGGUUCACCCCUCUUUGGCAAGCCUGAAUCUAAAACAGGAUCCUCCUUUGGCAAGCCUGCAGACCAGCCUGGUGUCGUGGAGAUUUCUAUUUUAGAAAACGAAACCAAGCAUUCUCCUAUCAAUGAAGAAAUGCUGUUAUCAGGGUUACACAUCACGGGAUUACACUAGAAAUUGUAAAUACAUAAUAAUACAAUGAGUUUGCCCAUGUUAAUAUACACGUGUACUUUGAUUUGUUAUGCAAUACUGUGAUGGAUUUAAUGUUCUCUGUACUGAAUUAAAUUGAUUUCUUUCACUGAUUUAAAAACUGUAAUAUACCCAUGAUAAUUUACCAAUUUUCUGCCAGACGAUGGCAUUCAAACAACAGUCUCACUCUUAUGCAGUCCCUAAAUUCAUGUGGUAUGUUUUGAAAAAUAUGUGUUCUGACCUCAAUGGGACAUUCUGGUUAAAUAAAUACAAAUGUGAAAACUUGA
Messenger RNA from Salvelinus fontinalis (brook trout), 3268 nucleotides. Its product is annotated as nuclear pore complex protein Nup214-like. The transcript is spliced from 6 exons. NCBI's taxonomy places the organism in Eukaryota, Metazoa, Chordata, Actinopteri, Salmoniformes, Salmonidae. Bases 27 to 2966 code for a protein of 979 amino acids. Gene Ontology annotation, molecular function: zinc ion binding. The record is from RefSeq and is a predicted model, not a curated record.